Messenger RNA from Selaginella moellendorffii, 456 nucleotides. RefSeq lists its product as uncharacterized. Bases 1 to 456 code for a protein of 151 amino acids. The transcript has 3 exons. The record is from RefSeq and is a predicted model, not a curated record. Lineage: Eukaryota; Viridiplantae; Streptophyta; Lycopodiopsida; Selaginellales; Selaginellaceae.
AUGCAAUGCUGCCAAGGUUCUUCCCCCAGGAGCUCACGGGAAUGGGGCGAGGCGGGGGCGGCGUUCAGCGGCAGGGAUGAGGAUCUGAUAGGCUCGUCACGAGCGGCGCUGUUCAGUCACGGGGAAAGCCCCGGCUCUUGUUCCGGCAAAUUUUGUUUCUGUGCGACUGCCAUUGACAAGGAGGAGGACGAAAGCGAGAAAGCGAGGAGAGGAGCUCUUCUCCUUCUUUGUUCCCUGAUCCGACUCCCCGCCACUGGAACACGCUCGAUGUCGCCACUCUUUUGCGAGAGCUCCGCCACCCCGUCAAGAACAAGCUACAGCUUUCCCCGCGAGAUGGUGGUACCUUGUCGUUGGAACUCAUCCACAGGAACUCACUCCUCCGGGAAGCAAAGGAGAAGCUCCACACUCACGAGCAGCUGCUGCUCGAGACGCUCCAGAGGGACGAGCAGCGAGUGA